This is a messenger RNA of Penicillium roqueforti, 1074 nucleotides long. RefSeq names its product GTPase GPN2. Gene Ontology annotation, molecular function: GTPase activity. NCBI's taxonomy places the organism in Eukaryota, Fungi, Ascomycota, Eurotiomycetes, Eurotiales, Aspergillaceae. The record is from RefSeq and is a predicted model, not a curated record. The transcript is spliced from 3 exons. Gene Ontology annotation, cellular component: cytoplasm. The coding region runs from base 1 to 1074 and encodes 357 amino acids.
AUGCCUUUUGCCCAGCUGGUGAUUGGUCCGCCGGGCGCUGGCAAGUCCACAUACUGCAAUGGUAUGCAUCAGUUCCUGGGCGCAAUUGGCCGGAAAUGCUCUGUCGUCAACCUUGACCCCGCCAACGACAAGACUUCAUAUCCAUGCGCGCUGGACGUACGUGAUUUAGUCAGGCUAGAGGACAUCAUGGAAGAGGACAAGUUGGGUCCGAACGGUGGUGUCUUAUAUGCUCUUGAAGAGCUCGAAAAUAAUUUUGACUGGUUGGAAAACGGGCUGAAGGAGCUUGGUGAGGAUUAUAUUCUUUUCGAUUGUCCUGGUCAAGUUGAGCUAUUUACACAUCAUACUUCAUUACGCAACAUCUUCUACAAAAUCCAGAAGAUGGGCAUCCGGCUUAUCGUCGUCCACCUCGUCGACUCCUACGCCCUCACCCUCCCCUCAAUGUACAUAUCCGCCCUCCUCCUCUCCCUCCGCGCCAUGCUCCAACUCGACCUCCCACACAUAAAUGUCCUCACCAAAAUCGACAACCUUGCCAACUACGCUCCACUCCCUUUCAACCUAGACUACUAUACCGAAGUACAAGACCUGUCCUACCUACUCCCAGAAUUGGAAAGCGAGUCCUCACGACUUUCACACGAGAAAUUCGGCAAAUUGAACCAGACUAUCAUCGAUCUGGUCGAGGAAUUCGGACUCGUUGCCUUCGAGACGCUGGCCGUCGAAGACAAAAAGAGUAUGAUGAGUCUCUUGCGCGCUAUUGACCGUGCAUCCGGGUAUGCCUUUGGUCCCGCCGAGGGCGCCAACGAUACUGUCUGGCAAGUGGCUGUUCGGGAGGGCAUGGGUGUCACAGACGUGCGUGAUGUGCAGGAGCGCUGGAUAGAUGCCAAGGAUGAAUACGAUCGGCAGGAGGAGAUGGAUUUAGAGGAGGAAGUUCGUGUGCGCAAUGCGGCGAGCCAGGUCGAAGCGACGGGUGCCGUGGAUGGCGGACCUGACGAGGAUGACGGCCAUGACUACGACGAGGAGUUGGAGAAGUGGAAAAAGGAUAUGCCAGACAGUGGCGUGCGGGUGCACCGCAAGUAA